Molecule: messenger RNA, 1392 nt
Organism: Ipomoea triloba (trilobed morning glory)
Lineage: Eukaryota; Viridiplantae; Streptophyta; Magnoliopsida; Solanales; Convolvulaceae
Product: equilibrative nucleotide transporter 3-like
Exons: 9
Coding region: 35-1285 (416 amino acids)
Biological process (GO): nucleoside transmembrane transport
Cellular component (GO): plasma membrane
Molecular function (GO): nucleoside transmembrane transporter activity
Source: RefSeq, a predicted model, not a curated record
UAGACAAGAAAUAGUUACAAGAAGAGUAGCCGCCAUGGAUGCUGAAGUGGGAGCUCCUGCUAGGCUUGAGGGGAAGUUUGCUGCAAUCUUAGUGUGUUGGCUUCUUGGAAUCGGCUGCCUUUUUGCUUGGAACAGUAUGUUAACCAUUGAAGACUACUAUGCUCAACUUUUUCCGAAAUACCACCCAGCAAGGGUGCUUACCCUUGUUUAUCAACCCUGUGCACUUAUGGCCACGGCGGCAUUUGCAUACAACGAGGCAAAAAUAGAUACUAGAAAACGCAAUCUUUUUGGGUUUUAUCUUUAUCUCAUCGGCAUCGCUUUGGUUCUUGUUCUGGAUUUAGCCACUUCUGGUAGGGGAGGAUUAGGGCACUAUAUUGGAAUAUGUGUGUGCAGUGGUUUAUUUGGAGUUGCUGAUGCUCAUGUUCAAGGUGGUAUGAUCGGAGACCUUUCAUUCAUGUUGCCUGAGUUUGUUCAGUCAUUCCUUGCAGGUUUGGCUGCUUCGGGGGCUUUAACAUCUGCAUUGAGGUUGUUUACCAAGGCGAUAUUUGACAACUCGAAGCAUGGCCUUCGAAAGGGAGCCAUUAUGUUCUUUGCGAUCUCUGUGUUCUUUGAGCUGCUAUGUUGCUUUUUAUAUGCGUUUGUUUUCCCCAAGCUGCCAAUUGUGAAAUACUACCGAAAGAAAGCAGCUUCAGAGGGUUCCACUACUGUUGCUUCGGACCUUGCUGCUGGAGGUGUUAGCACCCAAGGAUUAGAUGAAACUGAGGAGAGUCCUAAACAGCUGGAGCGGCUAAGCAACUACAAAUUAUUGUUGCAGAAUGCGGAUUAUGCAUUAGCUAUUUUUCUGAUAUAUGUGUUGACACUCUCAAUUUUUCCUGGAUUCUUAUCGGAGGACACUGGAUCCCACGGCUUGGGCUCAUGGUAUGUCCUUGUCCUGAUUGCCAUGUACAACGUGUGGGAUCUCAUCGGGAGAUAUGUACCCCUCAUGAAAUGCACUAAACUGGAAUCCAGAAAGGGUCUUCUGAUAGUGAUUCUCAUGCGAUUCCUGCUCGUUCCGCCUUUCUACUUUGCAGCAAAAUAUGGGGGCCAGGGUUGGAUGCUUUUCUUGACCUCUUUCUUGGGGCUAACUAACGGUUACCUAACUGUCUGUGUGCUAAUUUCUGCUCCAAAAGGUUACAAGGGACCAGAGCAAAAUGCGUUGGGCAAUAUACUGGCUUUGUUCCUUAUAGGAGGUAUAUUUGCAGGUGGAGUUCUUGACUGGCUAUGGCUAAUUGGUAAAUGUUGGUAAACUAAACAGGGAAGAAGAUAGAAUGUUGUAUAUUCAGAAGUCUGAACCGAAACUAAACAAUGGUGAAUCUAGAAAACCAGUAUCACUGUUCUUACAUUACAAAGUGA